Messenger RNA from Chlamydomonas reinhardtii, 4976 nucleotides. RefSeq lists its product as uncharacterized. Bases 385 to 3666 code for a protein of 1093 amino acids. Gene Ontology annotation, cellular component: 90S preribosome; nucleolus. The transcript is spliced from 21 exons. NCBI's taxonomy places the organism in Eukaryota, Viridiplantae, Chlorophyta, Chlorophyceae, Chlamydomonadales, Chlamydomonadaceae. Gene Ontology annotation, biological process: rRNA acetylation involved in maturation of SSU-rRNA. Gene Ontology annotation, molecular function: ATP binding; tRNA binding; 18S rRNA cytidine N-acetyltransferase activity. The record is from RefSeq and is a predicted model, not a curated record.
GUUUCAAAGCUUUCUGCGUAAGAGACAACACCUUGUCAGGCACUGUCUGCAAAACUUCUCCAUGCAAGUUGCCAACUCGUCGUCCACGCAAGAGCCCUAAAUAUAGCGCUGUGCCGGCAUUAUGCUGUGUAAGGCCCUACUAUUGACGUCGCAAAACUCCAUUUAUUUACGCGUUGGACUCUGAGAGUGCCGCCUCGACGCUUGAACGCCUGCAGUGGAUUUGCCCAGGACCAGCAUCAAUUUAUUAUCACAUUAGCAUAUAACAAAAGCAACUUCUCGGCCGCCGCCAUCGUUGCCGCACCGGCGCUCGCCAUCGGAAAACAUACCGGCUGCUCAGCCGUUUGGGGAAUUGGGCGUGUGCCGUGUUAGCCAGACACAGCAGCCAUGAGGAAAAAGGUGGACGCCCGCAUUCGGACGCUCAUAGAGAACUGCGCCAAGACCCGCCAGCGUGCACUGCUGGUGCUGGUCGGUGACAAGGGGCGGGACCAGGUCGUGAACCUGCACUACAUGCUCUCUAAAGCCAGCGUCAAGGCGCGUCCCUCAGUGUUAUGGUGCUACAAGAAGGAGCUGCACCUGAGCAGCCACAAGAAGAAGCGCAUGAAGCAGAUCAAGAAGCUGGCCCAGCGCGGCCUGCUGGACCCGGAGAAGGAGGACCCGUUCGCGCUGUUCGUGGCCUCCACCAACAUCCGCUACUGCUACUACCACGAGACGCAGAACAUCCUGGGCAACACCUACGGCAUGGCGGUGCUGCAGGACUUUGAGGCGCUGACGCCCAACCUGCUGGCUCGCUCCAUCGAGACGGUGGAGGGCGGCGGGCUGGUGGUGCUGCUGCUCAGCAACCUCAACUCGCUCACACAGCUGUACUCCAUGACCAUGGACGCGCACAGCCGCUUCCGCACCGAGUCCCACCAGGACGUGGUGGGCCGCUUCAACGAGCGCAUGGUGCUGAGCCUGGCCUCCUGCGCCAACUGCCUGCUGCUGGACGACGAGCUCAACGUGCUGCCCACCUCCUCGCUCAUCCGCUACAUCGAGCCGCUGCCCACCAACCCCGACGGCACCGUGGUGGACGACCCGGCGCGGUCCGCGCGCCAGGAGCUGGGCGAGCUGAGCGGCAGCCUGGCGGACACGCAGCCCGCCGGCGCGCUGGUGGGCCGCUGCCGCACGCUGGACCAGGCUCGGGCGGUGGUGACGUUCCUGGACGCCGCCAGCGAGAAGACGCUGCGCAGCACUGUGGCGCUCACGGCCUCGCGCGGCCGCGGCAAGUCCGCGGCUCUGGGCCUGGCCAUUGCGGGCGCCCUCGCCCUGGGCUACUCCAACAUCUUUGUGACGGCGCCCUCGCCCGAGAACCUGCGGACCCUGUUCGAGUUCGUGUUCAAGGGCCUGGACUCGCUGGACUACAAGGAGCACAUCGACUACGACCUGGUGGAGUCCACCAACCCCUCCUUCGGCAAGGCCGUCGUGCGCGUCAACGUGUUCCGCAACCACCGCCAGACGGUGCAGUACAUCCAGCCGCAGCACCACGCCAAGCUGGCGCAGGCGGAGCUGCUGGUGAUUGACGAGGCCGCCGCCAUCCCGCUGCCGGUGGUAAAGCAGCUGCUGGGGCCCUACCUGGUGUUCCUGUGCUCCACCGUCAACGGAUACGAGGGCACCGGCCGCAGCUUGUCGCUGAAGCUGAUCCAGCAGCUGCGCGAGCAGGGCGCCAAGAUCAGCGCCGGUGACAACAAGGCGGGCAGCAAGGCGGCCGGCGGCGCCGACGGCACCGCCGCGCCCAUCGCCAACGGCACCAGCGGCCGCACCUUCCGCGAGGUGCACCUGGGCGAGCCCAUCCGGUACGCGCCCGGCGACCCCAUCGAGUCGUGGCUGCACGAGCUGCUGUGCCUGGACGCCGGCAGCCACAUGCCCAAGCCGCCGCCGCGGCUGCCGCACCCCUCCGACUGCGAGCUGUUCUUUGUGGAGCGAGACACGCUGUUCAGCUACCACAAGGCCAGCGAGAAGUUCCUCCAGCAGAUGGUGGCGCUGUUUGUGGCCAGCCACUACAAGAACACGCCCAACGACCUGCUGCUCAUGAGCGACGCCCCCGCGCACCAGCUGUUCGUGCUGCUGGCGCCGGUGGACCAGACCGCCAACACCAUGCCCAACAUCCUGGCCGUGGCGCAGGUGGCUCUGGAGGGCAGCAUCAGCAAGCGCUCCGCCGUCAACAGCCUGGCCAAGGGCGAGCUGCCGCAGGGCGACCUCAUCCCCUGGACCGUGUCGCAGCAGUUCCAGGACGCAGACUUCCCGGCGCUGUCCGGAGGCCGCGUGGUGCGCAUCGCCGUGCACCCCGAGCUGGGCCGCGCGGGCUACGGCUCCAGGGUGCUGGAGCAGCUGCGGCGCUACUACCAGGGCGAGCUGACCAGCCUGGACGAGGAGGACGACGCCGGCGGCCGCGGAGGAGCCGGAGCCGGGGGCAGCGGCAGCGGAGAGGAGGACGGCGACGAGGCGCGGCGGCGCAGCGGCGCGGACGCGGCCGCCAACGCCGACGGCGACGCGCCGCUGCUGUCGGAGCGGCUGGCGCCGCGCAAGGGGCUGCCGCCGCUGCUGGUGCCGCUGUCGGACCGCAAGCCCGACCGCCUGCACUACCUGGGCGUGUCGUACGGCCUCACGCAGCAGCUGUUCACCUUCUGGCGCAAAGCCGGCUACCAGCCGCUGUACCUCCGCCAGAGCGCCAGCGACACCACCGGCGAGCACACGUGCGUCAUGGUGCGGCCGCUGGAGCACCCGGAGGUGGAGGGCACGGCCUGGCUCAGCCCCUUCGUCAGCGACUUCAAGGGCCGCUUCACGUCACUGCUGGGCGGGGCGUUCAGGGAGAUGGCUCCCGCUCUGGCGCUGAGCAUCCUGGACCCGCAGCUCAACUGGGGCGAGGAGGAGGCGCAGCGGGCCACGCAGGCGGGCGUGGUGGUGCACCGCGGCGACGGCAGCGGCCUGGACCCCUACGACCUCAAGCGCCUGCAGGCCUACUGCUCCAGCCUGGUGGACUACCACCUGGUGCUGGACCUGGUGCCGCCGCUGGCCGCAGCCUACCUGCGCGGCCGGGUGCCGGUCAGCCUGUCGUACGGCCAGGCCGCCAUCAUGCUGGUGCUGGGCCUGCAGCUGCGCGAGGUGUCUGCUCUGGAGGAGAGCCUGGGCCUGCCCUCCAACCAAGUGCUGGCGCUGUUCAACAAGGCCAUGCGCAAGAUCUACGGCUGCCUGCGGGCGUCCAAGGAGGCGGCGGUGGCGCGCACGCUGCCGGCCGUGAAGCCGCUGGCGCCCGGAGCACUGACGCCCCACGCCGUAUCGCUGGACCAGGACCUGGACGAGGCGGCGGAGGCGGAGCGCGCCAAGCUGCGCGAGCGCUACCUGCAGCCCGAGGACCUGGCGGCCUUCGCCAUCCGUGGCGGCGAGGACGACUUCGCCUCCGCGCUGGGCGGCAAGGCGCCGGCGGCCGGAGGCCUGGUGUCGGUCAAGGGCAGCGGCGAGGGCGGCGGCGGUGGUGGCGGGAAGAAGGAGGGCAAGCAGGACAUGCUGUACAAGAAGAAGGACAAGGGCGACAAGGCGGAGCGGAUCGGCGGCGGCAAGGGCGGGCUGAAGAAGAACAAGUACGGCGCCAUGCCGGGCGAGGGGCGGUCGGCAAAGAAGCAGAAGCAGUAGGGGUGGCGCUGGACUUGUGGUGCUCGUGGGCUAGAGGGCUGGGCGUGGUGAUCCUUUUCUGGUAGUGGUGAACGCGCAUGCGUGUCUGGCGGACGGAGCUGUGGACAGGAUUGUCGCAUGCGUCGGCUGCCGGGCCGGUAAGUUGAGUAUGGCGAAUGCGGGAGGGGACAUGCAUGGUAUGCCGUGUUGUGCUAAGGUUUGCUGUGAUGUGGUGUGCACCCGCGAAUGCCCACCCGCCGACGACACCGCCAAGUAACGAUUUGCAGCAUCCACAAUCAUUCAAGCAAGUCGGUUGGAAAAAGCCUUGAGCUAUGCAACUCGUGCAGUGCGGGGCAAGCUGGACCUGGAGCUUUCCUACACACCCAAUCACACACACGAAGGUCGGACCACUCCUUACACAUGUAGCAAGGAGAGUGUACCGUGUUUCCCUUGUAGUUGGGAGCGGGCCCACGAGCAUCCAGCCAUCCACUUUCCCGCGUAUUGAGUCAGCGUGGUUCCACCAUCCACAACCCACUGACGUGUCCAUACACACACCCGCACACCAGUUUGCCACGCCCUUCGAAGUUGUCAGGAACGGGAAGUAAUGUAACGCGGGUACUUCCCGUUCCUGACAACUUCGAAGGGCCUUUUCCCGUCGUUACAAUUGGUAUAGCAGCUUGCAAGUUAUUUGACAUGGUCAGGAUGCGACAUGUGGAUAUGUGAAUUGCGACAUACGACAUUGCGACAUAAUGCACAUACCGCCCAAACGCAUUUAAACCCGCCAAACAUAUUGUGUAUGCAUUCAAUAUGCCUCUGGUAAGCGUGGAACGCCGUGGCACACAACAAAACGUGUCUCGGUUGCCACGGUGGUGGUGGCGUGGCGUAGGGUGCGGCCAGUGGGAGGAGCUUGUGGCUACGCUAGCGCAAUACACCGCCGCAAAGCUGGGAGAUGUUACGCAAAUGAGCUCCAGGACGCGUAGCUAUGCAAAUGUGGGCGAGUCUUGGUAUGUCGCAAUGUUGUAUGUCGCAUUUCACAUGUCGACAUGUCGCAACCUGACCAUGUCAAAUAAUGUGCACACAGCCAUAUCGAGACCAAACCCCAAAGUCCGUCUUGCGGAUGACGAAGGUCAUGGGGUCGAGUCCUGCGUACGUCGGAUUUAGGUUUCGCUCAAAAAAUCGACACUAGGGGAUUGUGAUGGAGGCGCUUUCUCGACGCGGUGACGGGUGGUGCCGGCCGUGGUGUCUAAAAUGGUUUCUGGCGAGCAGUCACAUUCGCAGAUCCACCCGAGGACGUGUGAUCCAAGGGGGGGAGAAUGUAACGCGGGUACUUC